AUGACGGCCUCAUUACUUAGCUUGAGGAUACCUGGCAUCAGUGAUGGCAUGCUUGUCGGGACCCUGAAGGACCGGAACGUCCGUUUUCUCCAUUACCAGACAGAGAAAGAACCUCAUGUUAGAUGGAAGCGUGCAUCAGGGUUUCCGCUGCAGUCAUCGACUACAAUAUCGCGUUCGACUUCCGGAUGGACGUUUCGCAAAUGGCAAGCACAUUUUCAGGAAUUUUACACCUGGAACAGCAAUAUAAGGAUCGUAGUGUUCAAUGCUAUUGACGCGUGCAAGAUUCUUUGCCAUGCGUUGGCUGUUGGAGAGGUGUCUCCGAGUUCCGUACCGAACAUCUACGGAGUUGCCGCUUGUGGUAUGGCUGUUAGAAGAUCAAUCCACCCAGCUCGCGGCCGCUGGAUUCGACGUUUUUUCUAUUGUGGCAGUGAUGCCGUGGCAGAUGACCUUACUGAUACCCGAAACGUCGCUACACGCGUCGAUUAUGAAAAUAUAUUUAUGGUUCAGUGUCCUCUUAUAAUUUAUCGCAACUUCCAGAGUAAAGUGACGCCAAGCUUUUUCUUAAAGAUUGCGGUAGCUUCUAAGUCGUCGCCCAUGCAGUCAUCCACCGUCCGCGUGCAUGAACUGGGGCCACCUAAUAAUAAUGUUUUGACUGACGUUUGGAUUUUUGGGGGGCGCAACGUCAAAGAGCCAUGCCUUGGUGCACGGCGGCAUUCCAAGAUCAACUGGCUCCGGUAUGACCAUACCUGUAUCAGAAAGGUUGGUCUUGGCACCAUCGGCAUAUCAAUACACCAAACUUUUGGAAGACCUAACGAGCAGACUGCGGAUGCUGCUGCGGGGAUUGAUUCAUUGACUUCGAAGGUUUCUGAAUUCCUCUCUCAACAUGCACAAAUCGAAUGGUGA
Desarmillaria tabescens is the source of this 903-nucleotide messenger RNA. RefSeq lists its product as uncharacterized. Lineage: Eukaryota; Fungi; Basidiomycota; Agaricomycetes; Agaricales; Physalacriaceae. The coding region runs from base 1 to 903 and encodes 300 amino acids. The record is from RefSeq and is a predicted model, not a curated record. The transcript has 13 exons.